Messenger RNA from Sinocyclocheilus grahami, 1065 nucleotides. RefSeq names its product RING finger protein 148-like. The record is from RefSeq and is a predicted model, not a curated record. NCBI's taxonomy places the organism in Eukaryota, Metazoa, Chordata, Actinopteri, Cypriniformes, Cyprinidae. The transcript has 8 exons.
AUGAGACUGGCUCCAGGGAAAUCCUCAGCUCUGUCGAGCGUAUCUAAUGAAACUGUGGGCAGUAUAUGUGAGUGUGGCAUGUUUGGAGCAGACUCACCCUUGGAUUCAGCUUCUGGGCUGCUAGUGCUUCCAAAUUCAGAUCCUCUGGCAUGCUCGAGGAACACUACUUUCACCGCAAAACACCAGCCAUGAAUUGCCCUGAUAAAAAAAGGGAACUGUACAUAUUCACAGAAGAUACGAGCUGCUCAGCGAGAAGGAGCCUCGGCGGUGGUUAUUUACAACAUAGAUGGGACGGGCAAUAACACUGACCUGAUGGCCCAUUCAGGUGCCGAUGACAUAGUUGCCAUCAUGGUUGGCAAUAUUCUGGGCAAAGAAAUGGCUAACCUGGUAAAGAAUGGCUCAGAUGUGUAUGUGGAGAUCGUAGUGGCCAAUCCUCACGGCCUGUGGUACAGCUCUACAUGGGCAUAUGCGCUGUCCUUCACCUUCAUUGGGAUAUCAACCAUCACUAUGUUCGUCUUCGCUUUCCUGUUCAUCAAACGAAUGUACAGAAACCAGCAGCUCCGUAUGCAAGAGAGGGAGAUGAAGAAAGAGAAUGAAAAAGCAAUAGCAAAGUUAGAAGUGCGGACUCUGCGGACGGGCGACCCGGAGGUUGAAUCAGAGGAGGUGAGCUGUGUCGUGUGCACCGACCCAUUCAAACACAACGAACAUGUCACAGUUUUACCCUGCAGACAUUUAUACCAUAAGAAGUGCAUUGAGCCGUGGCUGCUGGAACACCCCACCUGCCCCAUGUGUAAAUACCACAUCCUCAAAUACAAGAUUGAUGAGGAGAGUGAUGAGCCUUCAUCAUCAUCAUCAUCAUCAUCAGGUGACACGUUCUGUCUAGCUGUGAUCAGGACAGAGCAGCUCCACACAUCAAACAGCCAAACCGCAGAGACAGCUCUUGGACAUCCUACAGACUGUGAUUACUGUGAGCCGGAGAUUCAGACACCACACAUUCAUGAGAACCCUGCAUUUGAAGAAGAACCGGAGAUGAUGGAGUAUCAGGACAUCAGCAGCCAACAUUAA